AUCCCAAUCAGGACUCUCACUUUUACAGCGAUGGACGUCAAAGUUUAUACUGUCAACGGGGCAGUAGCAGGCUCAUCGUCCUCAAUUCCAGACUGGCUCAUCAAAAAACGAGCAGCAAAAAAGCGGGUUUCAAAAGAACACGUCCAAGGCUCUAUCGAGCUCAUUCAAGGAUUCGAAUUCCCCGAAGCCAGCAAUAAAAUAAAAACGACAAGAGACGGACAUCAUGCAAUAGCUACUGGCACUUACAAACCUCAAACAAGAGUCUGGGAUCUAGACGACCUCAAUCUAAAAUUCGAGAGACAUUCAGAUGCAGAGAAUGUUGAUUUCAUAAUUUUAUCAGAUGAUUGGACAAAGAUUAUGCACUUGCAGAAUGAUCGUACAAUCGAGCUUCACACCCAAGGAGGGUUUCAUUAUAGGACUCGCAUACCACGCUUCGGUCGGUCGUUGGCGUAUCACUUUCCAUCAUGCACCGCGCUCUUCUCAGCUUCAGGAAACGAGAUAUAUCGUCUCAAUCUCGAACAAGGGCGUUUCCUCAAUCCACUAGUGCUCCAAGACGACAACAUCCAAGGCGUCAACUGCAUAGACAUCAAUCCCGCACAUAACCUCCUCGCAUUCGGCAUCGAUGGAAACGGCACAGUUCAAUUCUGGGAUCUUCGGUCUAGAUCAUCCGUCGGUGUGCUUCGGGUACCGACCAGCCGACUGCUACGUCCCACAGCGCGGAGUACGAUGCCAGGUGUCGACGACACUGACGCACUCAGUAUAGGCAUCACAGCCAUUUCUUCCCGAUCAGACGGUCUAUCAUACGCAGUCGGAACUUCAACAGGACACACCCUCCUAUACGACAUACGAUCCACCCGACCCUUUGCACUAAAAGACCAAGGCUACGGCCUCCCAAUACGUAAUCUGGCAUGGAUAGAAGGCAGUAGGCUCGCAGGGGACGGCAUGGUAUUGAGUGCAGAUAAAAAAGUCGUCAAGAUAUGGGAUCGUAAUUCCCCCUCAUCCAACUUUGUAUCCAUAACACCCGCAAACGACCUCAACCACAUCCACCACGUCCCAGGCAGCGGCCUCUUCCUAACCGCCAACGAAGGAAUCCAAAUGGCCACCUAUUACGUCCCCGCACUCGGUCCUGCACCGCGCUGGGCUAGUUUCCUGGAGAAUAUCACGGAGGAGAUGGAAGAUUCUACGACGAGGAGCGCAUAUGAGGAUUUCAAGUUUGUGGAGAGGAGUGAGCUUAAGACACUCGGCCUCGACCACCUAAUAGGAACCCCCGCUCUCAAACCCUAUAUGCACGGCUACUUCCUCUCCCUCCACCUCUACGACACCGCACGCGUCAUCGCUAACCCCUUCGCAUAUGCUGAGCAUCGCGAGAAACUCGUCAAGGCACGGAUGGAGAAGUUGGCUGAGACGAGGAUACGUGCCAAGAAAGGCGGGGCUGGUACUGGGGUUGGUGGUGAGGAAGUCAAGGUUAAUAAAGCGUUGGCGGAGAGGAUUGAGAGGGGGGCUGAGAAGGAGAGGAAGAAAGAGGAGAGGAAGAAGAAGAGGGGUACGAAGGGUGGGGAUGGGGAGGAGGAGGCCAUGGAUGUUGAUGUCGAUGUCGAAGUCGAUGCUGAUGAAGCAGACCAGACACAACCCGACAAACCAACCCUCCUCAACGACCCUCGUUUCAAAGACUUGUUCCUGAACCCCGAAUUUGCAGUUGACGAGACGACGAGGGAGUAUGCGCUUUUGCAUCCUUCGGCUUCGGGCUCGGGCUCUAAGCAGAAGGUGAGAGGGAAGACUGCUGUAGAGGAGGAGGAAGAGGAGAGUGAGAAGGCUUCGAGUGACGGGAUGGGUGAGAGUGAGAGCGAGGGUGAGGGUGAAGAGGAGGGUGAUAGUGAUGAUAGCAGCGAUGCUGGUGAACUGAACAAAUUCGACCCCCGUGCACGCCCAGGCCAAAAGAACGAACGCGCACAGCAAGCAUACACACGUACGCGCCAAAACAACAGACGUUCCAACGCCAACCCCUCCAACGUCAAUUUCGUCCCUCUCGUUCCACACACGGAAACUAGCACGAGCGCGCGGAAGAUGGGUGAUAAGACUGCUACAUUUGGACAGCGGCGGAAUGCACCUGCACCUGCGCGUGGUUCUGCCCACACCAGAGGUAAAGAAGGAGGAUUCGAGAUGAGCUGGGUCCCCUCGUCCAACAAAGAUCCUUCAAGAGAUAGAGGGAGCAGAAAAGACGCGAGAAAGGGCGUGGAAGUGUUUGGGGCUGGUAUGGAGCGUGGGGAUGGGGAGAGGACAGCUGUGUUGAGUGAGAGUGAGCGAACUGGGAGGAGUCAGCGGAGGAAAGGGAUGAGGAGUGGGAGUAAGAAUGUGUUUAGGCAUUUAGGGUAGCUUCGAUUCGAGAUGUCACCUUAUGCACUAAAAAAAUCACUCAUAAUCACUCAU
This is a messenger RNA of Suillus clintonianus, 2427 nucleotides long. Its product is annotated as WD40-repeat-containing domain protein. Lineage: Eukaryota; Fungi; Basidiomycota; Agaricomycetes; Boletales; Suillaceae. Gene Ontology annotation, cellular component: nucleolus; 90S preribosome; small-subunit processome. The transcript has 5 exons. Gene Ontology annotation, biological process: maturation of SSU-rRNA from tricistronic rRNA transcript (SSU-rRNA, 5.8S rRNA, LSU-rRNA). The coding region runs from base 31 to 2373 and encodes 780 amino acids. Gene Ontology annotation, molecular function: protein binding. The record is from RefSeq and is a predicted model, not a curated record.